Molecule: messenger RNA, 316 nt
Organism: Fukomys damarensis (Damara mole-rat)
Lineage: Eukaryota; Metazoa; Chordata; Mammalia; Rodentia; Bathyergidae
Gene: Ccdc92b
Product: coiled-coil domain containing 92B
Exons: 4
Coding region: 52-315 (87 amino acids)
Source: RefSeq, a predicted model, not a curated record
CUCCGGAGGCUGAGGCAGCACGAUUGCCGUGGGGCCCCGGCCUGGGCUGCCAUGGAUACCGUGUCCCUGGAGCAUCAGAUCCAGAGCCUGCAACGCCACAUCAGCUUCCUGAAAAAGGAGCAGAUGGCCCUGCUGCGAGACCUGCACCUGGAAAUCCUGAGGCUGCAGAAACGCUGCUCAGAACUGACCCAUGACCUGGAGAUGAGAGAGACCCAAUCUCAGCAGCAAGGUUCUCAAGGACAGUUUGGACUACAUGAGACCUUGUCUUUAACAAACAAAAACAAAGAGAGAGUCAGUCUUGGCACACACCUGUAAU